Messenger RNA from Myxocyprinus asiaticus (Chinese sucker), 3211 nucleotides. It is a transcript of the gene cog5, whose product is annotated as component of oligomeric golgi complex 5. The transcript is spliced from 22 exons. Bases 26 to 2446 code for a protein of 806 amino acids. The record is from RefSeq and is a predicted model, not a curated record. Gene Ontology annotation, biological process: intra-Golgi vesicle-mediated transport. NCBI's taxonomy places the organism in Eukaryota, Metazoa, Chordata, Actinopteri, Cypriniformes, Catostomidae. Gene Ontology annotation, cellular component: COG complex.
ACUCGUCACUGAUGAAGUGGCAGUGAUGGAGUCUAAUGCGGAAUCAACACUCCUGAAAGAUGAGUGCUAUGCUGAUUUUCUUAAAGAGGAAUUCGAUGUAAAGACAUACACAGCUCAAGCUAUUCAUCAUGCAGUCAUUGCAGAACAGCUGGCAAAGCUGGCAGAGGGCAUCAGUCAGCUGGACAAAGAGUUGCACAGUCAGGUUGUGGCCAGACAUGAGGAUCUACUGGCUCAGGCUACAGGAAUCGAGUCUCUUGAAGGUGUCUUACAAAUGAUGCAUGCUAGGAUUGCAGCUCUGCAGAGUGCUGUGGACAGGAUAAGGACCAAAAUCGUCGACCCUUACAAUAAGAUUGUGGCACGGACUGCCCAGCUCGCCCACUUACAGGUGGCGUGUGACCUGUUGAGAAGAAUUAUCCGCAUUCUGUACCUGAGCAAACGACUGCACGGGCAACUGCAGGGGGGCAGCAGAGAGAUCACCAAAGCUGCCCAGAGCCUCAAUGAACUGGAUUACCUGUCUCAAGGUGUGGAUCUGUCAGGUAUUGAUGUCAUUGAGAAUGAUCUGCUGUACAUCAGUCGAGCACGGUUGGAGGUGGAGAAUCAAGCCAAACGUUUACUGGAACAGGGCAUGGAGAUUCAGAAUCCAUCUCAGGUGGGCACGGCCCUACAGGUGUUCUAUAAUCUCGGCAGUCUCAGAGAAACCAUAAGAAAUGUUGUAGAUGGGUACCAGGCAUCUGUGCAAGAGAACGUUGUAAACGCUCUGGACAUUAAAGUUCUCACUCAGCCUACCAACACUAGAGGUGCCCCGGGCCGAGCCAUCAUGCCCACUCCUGGAAACACGGCUGCGUUUCGCGCUGCUCUGUGGACAAAUUUAGAGAAGUUAAUGGACCAGAUCUGUGCCGCGUGUGGUCAGGUACAGCACCUGCAGAAAGUUUUAACCAAAAAGAGGGACCCAGUGACCCAUGUGUGCUUUAUUGAUGAAAUCAUCAAGGAUGGGCGGCCUGACAUCUUACACACCUUCUGGAGUUCAGUCACUCAGACGCUCUCAGAGGAGCUGAAGAAAGCCACAGCUGCAUUGACCUUCCUGAAACAGGCUCUGGAGGGAGAGUAUCCUAAACUCCUGAGGCUGUAUAAUGAGCUGUGGAAGCGACUGCAGCAGUAUAGUGCCAGUAUACAGGGGGCGCUAGUGAGCAGCGGUGCAGGUCUGGAUAUGGAGCUGACAGUGUCAGAGAAUGAUACAGAUGACCUGUUCACCAGGACCAAACCAGACUAUGAUCCCGAGAAAGACCUAAAGGUUUCCCUGCAGCCGUAUGAAGCGGCGUACCUGUCCAAGUCUCUGUCCCGUCUCUUUGACCCCAUCAACCUUGUUUUCCCCCAAGGGGGGCGAAACCCGCCCUCUAACGAUGAACUGGACAGCAUCAUAAAGACCAUAGCCAGUGAGAUGAACGUUGCAUCAGUGGACCCUGGCCUGACAAUGGCGGUGGCCAAGAAUGCCGCCAAGACAGUUCAGCUCUUCUGCGUGAAGUCAGAGCAGUUGCUGUGUACACAGGGUGAUGCCAGUCAGGUGAUCGGGCCCCUGACGGAGGGCCAGAGGAGGAAUAUUGCGGUGGUGAACUCUCUUUACCGUUUGCAACAGGCUGUCGCUAAAGUAAUAUCUGGGUUGGGAAAUGUCCCUCCGGCCGCAGAACAAUCGCUCACUGCAUCUUUAGAGUCAGUUCUGGCUCUGAUGAGUAGUGCUGUUCAGCCCCUGCUCAAUUCUGUCACUGACUCUGUUGAAGCUAUACUCAUUACCAUGCACCAGGAGGAUUUCUCCGGUCCUCUCCUGGCGGGCGGGCGUCCAGAAGUGCCGUGCUCUCUGUACAUGCGUGAGCUGCAGGGUUUCAUCACACGCGUCAUGAAUGACUACUUCCGCCCGCUGCAGUGUCUGGACUUCCUGUAUGACAGCACAGAGAACAUCGCCCAGCGUGCCAUCACCCUGUUCAUUCGCCAUGCCAGCCUCCUGCGCCCGCUCGGGGAGGGAGGGAAGAUGAAAUUGGCGGCCGACUUCGCUCAGAUGGAGUUGGCUGUGGCUCCUCUCUGCAGACGGGUGUCAGAUCUGGGGAAGGCGUAUCGUCUGCUUCGAUCCUUCAGGCCGUUGCUGUUCCAAACGAGUGAGCACAUCGCUAGCAGUCAGGCGCUGGGAGAUCUGAUUCCGUACAGCACCAUAUUGCAUUUCCUGUUCACUCGCGCCCCGGCUGAACUCAAAUCACCACACCAGAGAGCGGAGUGGUCAGUCUCACGUUAUUCUCAAUGGUUGGAUGACCAUCCAUCUGAGAAGGACCGACUCACACUUAUUAGGGGUGCGCUGGAAGCAUACGUGCAGUCUGUGCGAGUCAGACAGGGGAAGAAGUUUGCGCCGGUGUAUCCCAUCAUGCUCCAGCUGCUACAGAAGGCCACAAGUGCAUCAUAGGACUGAUAUAUGCAAACAGAGCCACGUCUCGCCACAACUGCAGUAAGAGUGAUGGAAAAAAGAUCAAUCAAAACUAUAAAAACUCAUCUUCACCAAAAUAUUAUUAUUAUUAUCAUUAAUUAUGAUUGAUUUCUAAAAAUCAAAACCUGGUGGGUAAAGGUUGAUGUCUAAGAUUUAUUUCAUGGGUUGUUUGGUUACUGCUGUCAUUAGUACCUUUUUUAACACAUCUACAAUAUUCAUAAUUUUCAGUAAUCUUUGUUUUGUUUAGUGCUGCAUAAUGAAAUAAAUGAAUAACUAUGCGCAUUAUUUAAAUGUGAAAAUUCUGAUUAAAGAAUGUCAUAUGCUUUUUUCUUUACAACUCUGAAUUAUGAUAUGAAUUUUGUUUUUAAAAAACACUAUCACAGGUUCAUAUAUCUGUUUGUUCUGUCUGUUGUGUGAAUGCCUACAAAAGAUCGCAAAGAGACGAGAAUGUAAACGCAUCUUCAGGAUUGGGAGGGACCAAAUGCAUUACGAAAACAUAUAUUGGUCAAUCACUUAUCUAAAUAACCAAAUGACUAAUUCAGUUAUAUUUUCCUGUUUGCAUAAAGGGUUCAUCAUUUGGAACCAACCAACAACAACAGUAAGAGUUAUGUUUAGGGAUGCACCAAAAUGAACACUUUUGGCCGAUUUUAACAAAAACCUACAGGCCGAUACGGAUACCUUUUUUUGUGUGUGUGUGGUUAUUUUGUACAACAGAACAUUACAACAUAAAUAAAACAUUACAAA